Neohortaea acidophila is the source of this 897-nucleotide messenger RNA. RefSeq lists its product as uncharacterized. NCBI's taxonomy places the organism in Eukaryota, Fungi, Ascomycota, Dothideomycetes, Mycosphaerellales, Teratosphaeriaceae. The coding region runs from base 121 to 708 and encodes 195 amino acids. The record is from RefSeq and is a predicted model, not a curated record. The transcript is spliced from 2 exons.
GCUGCUGCACGGGACGAGCGCCUGCAUGGUCUUAGGGUAGGUUUCGUCGAGAGAACCGCGCUACUGUGCGCUUCAGAUGUGUUAGCUCACGCGACAAGGCUAGGGGCGGGUGGCGAGCUGAUGAUGUUGGGAAACGCCCGGAAGGCUGGGGGCUGGCGCUCAUGUGGCCAGGUGAUUUGUGAUGAGAUGCCUCUGGCGGAAGAUCGUGAUGUGGAAGCGCCAAGAGAAUGGAAAGCGUGGAGGGAGCGUGGGGGCGUUUGGUCAGGUCCGGGCAGUGCCGCGGACCGGGUAAUGCUCAUUCAGGCAGUAGGUAGGUACUGUCAAGGCUAUGGUACAAUCGUGUGUAGCGAAAGCAGAGUGUAUGUGGUCGCUCAGCUCCAACGAGCGAGGUCCGCACCAGGUUGCAAACAACCAGAUUUCCCUCCCAACGACGGGCAGGUGGCACGCCGGCCAGCUCCGUCGGUGUCUAGUUUCCCAGUGAUCCGUGUAUACAAUUCGGCCUCCCGGGUUCCCACGUCCUCCCCCCAAAUCAACGCUCGCUCGCUCCAAACAAAGGUUCUAAUCCACCAAGCCGGGUGUGUGUCAAUCGCUCAAGGAACUCCAACGCUCGAAACAGGCCAGGAAUCCAAACAAAAUCUCUCGUGUCGUUCAUCGUAUUCGGAAACCAUCCAUAGAGUAAAAGUUGGUCAAGUGAUAGGUGUCGGGUGAAGUAAAAGUCGUCGACGGCCAAACUAGAAAACGGCCAUGUUCUUGAAGCAGGGAUACUGGGCCAAGUUGGGGACCAGAUUGGUACAUCUCUGCCAAGACGUAAAGGCCGGGAGGAACAUUCCAGUGUGGUUCGUCAGGCCGCUCUCGUUCGUAGGGACAGGAAAUUUGGCGCCAAAGUGGACGUAUUGG